AGCAGUUCCUCGCUCACCGCAGUGGCGCACGGCUGCCCGCCUGGAGGCCGACGGGAUGACCUGUGUUUGUGAUUCUCGAGGCUUGGCUGUGAGCCAAGUUCCGCAUGAGAAGGCGCCAAGGCAUGUUUUGGAGAGGGACCAUUGGGUGCUGAGUCGGAGACGUGGCAGAUCGCUUCAGGUUGUUCAGAUUGAACGUUUCUUGUGAAGAUGGAAUGAAGAAAAACAACAUUAAAUUCUCUUCAUAACUUGAGCAGCUUUUCUCUUGGAGUUUAACGACAGCUGUUGCUAUGGUGAAAGUGAGUAUAGUUCAAUUAUUUCCACGACUGGUUAUGUAAUUUGUCGUAAUUUGUAUGGAUAUGUCAUCUAAAUCGAUCGUGAAAUAUUGUGAUUUACUAUGUAUGUAGCUCCAUAAUUAUGUGAGUUUGUAAAUUUCAAGUGAUUUCUGCAGACUGUUCGCAGGGCCAAGCUCGGUUUUCAGAACGACAGACUGAAGAUCACCUUGUUUACUGAAACCCCAUCCCUUUUACUCCCAACCUCAUCAUUUCAUCUGCUCACCCAUUCUUUCAUCAUCAUUAAUGCCAUAAUUCUAUUUUUGCUUUCAUCGAGAGUGUAUGCGAGAGUUAUGAAUUGGGAUUGGCUGUGAGACAAUAAAGUGAAUUUUCAUAUUAUUUUUGUAUGGAAAUGAAUAUUCAAUUCCAUUUGGAAUCAUUUUGACGACACUCUCGAAACCUAAAGUUGAAACUGAACUAGCAUGUACUAACAAAUGUAUACUUGUAGAUUGGUGGGAAACUUCUGAAGGCAGCGAAAACUUUGAGGCACAAGGUUACAGCAGCAAAGGCGAAUACCCAUUCCCUCAUACCAGCUGCCCUGACAGGACGUCGCUCACUGGAGCGGACGCCGAGUGUCGGUCCGUCUGCAGGAGUGACGAAGAUUGCCCCGCACUCCAGUACUGCUGCGUUAGUACUUGCGACCGUAGGUGUGUCACGCCGCGGGUGCUAGAUACAGGAGAUGACUGUGGUUGUUCAGUGUCAUUUCUACCGAUGAAAUGGCCAUAUAGUCCCUCUUAUGAUUCUGAGCAAGUAAACGCAAGAGUUGUCAACUUCAUAUGGCAAUCUGUGAAAGACAAUUUCUCUCCGUCAAUGGAAGUCCACCUGCUUGAUGUCAAUUUCCGAACCACCGGGAUAGGACAGGUCGACGAUCUCUGUCAACUGGAAAAUAUUUUGCAGUUCGAAUUCAGUAGAAAAUAUUUCGAUUUGUUCAAAAAGCCUCACAGAAAGUUACUUGUGAUCGGCGACAGUGUCGACUUCUUCACAAGUGUUACUGAAGCGGGCGCAUUGGGCGAGAUCUUCGAGUCGGUGUGCGCGGUGGCGGUUGGGAACGUGACGCUCAGCGACAGCCUGCUCAGCCAGUUCGCAUCCACUGCCAGUCCAGGAGAACCUUGUGUAUGGCGGGUGGACUCUUACGACCAACUGGGCGAUCUCCAGCCAGAGGUGGAGGCCGUAAUCGACGAUGGAAACUGUCUUUGUCCUGGCGAAACAAAGGGUCAGGGCACAUGCGCAGGGCCCGGCGAGAGCUGCGUGCUCGACGAGGACUGCGGUCUGAAGGGCGACUGCGUCGGCGGCGUCUGCAGGGAGCGACCUUGCCACGUCCCAGACUCCUACGACCCAAGCAGCGACAUUAAUUACGAUUAUUAUGUAGAAGAUUAUUACUAUUAUUAUGGAAACUACGACGACUACUUUUUUGAGUCUGGCACUGAGUAUUUCUUUGACUACGAUUACCAUUAUAGCGACAGUGGUUCAAGGAGAGCGGAACGAUGGAAGGAACCGCUGAAUAAAUUUUCUCAAGAGAAAGAGUCAAAGGCUGAUGUCAAAGAAGUUUUUGGACUUUAUCGGGGCUGUUGUGGCAACGGCAGAUUGACGUGCAGCGGAGUCCCAGCGGUGUGUGUUUCCCCGGAUUCUGUUUGCGACGGAACUGCUGACUGCAUCAACGGGGACGAUGAGACGCCGGAGGCCUGCGAGAAGCGUGUGUGUGGCGAGGGAAGGUUCCAGUGUUCCAGCGGAGAAUGUGUGUCGAGGCGGAAGGUGUGUGACGGCGAGGUCGACUGUCCUGACGGAUCCGACGAAUUCUGUCGCAACUUCACCGACUGCCCCGCACCUCGGUCGCACUACUGCUCGUCCGGGGAGUGCAUCGGCCUUCGCCAGAUAUGCGACGGAGAUUUAGACUGUCUGAGUGGAGAAGAUGAGCUUUCUUGUCGAUGCUUAAACUUUAAAUGUUUGUCAGGAGAAUGUAUAAGUACAUAUGAUGAGUGUAAUGGAAGGCAAGAAUGCAAAGACGGUUCGGACGAGCACUGUGUUCCGCCCAAUGGAGAUCCAUGCCCACCGUCUCGUCCAUUUCCUUGUGGUGAUGGCAGAUGCAUUUAUGAUUUUCUCACGUGUGAUGGUUAUAAACAGUGUGCUGAUGGCUCUGAUGAAGACCCAAAAGUCUGUGUAACGCCCGACUGUUUCACUUGCAAUUCUGGAGAAUGUAUAAACCCUGGACUGCGCUGCGACGGAGUGGAUGACUGUGAGGAUGGUUCUGAUGAAAGCGGCUGCCAGUCCUUUGAAUGCCCUGAAGACAGCUUUCAUUGCACUUCUGGGGAAUGUUUAGAUACGGACGUGGUCUGUAACGGCCGGGAAGACUGCCGAGACGGAAGUGACGAAGCCUCUUGCACAUCUGCUUCCUGCCCCGCGUCGAGGCCACUUUUUUGUUCGUCAGGUGAAUGCAUUUCUUUCUGGCAAGCGUGUAAUGGAAAUUUCGACUGCAAGGACCGCAGUGAUGAGAGUAGGUGCCCAGAUAUUCCAUGUCCUCCUCACAGAGACUUCAAGUGCGCAACUGGGCAAUGUUUAGACUUUUAUUCCGAUCCUCAGUGCGAUGGCACCGAGUCCUGUGCUGACGGCAGUGACGAAGCGAGCUGUGACUCCUUCCAGUGUCCCGACGAUCGACCCUACAAAUGUGAUUCAGGAGAAUGUUUGUACGAUUAUGAUUAUGAAUGUGACGACUACAGAGACUGUAAAGAUGGAAGUGAUGAGAAUAAUUGCGAUAUAACUGGUCCCUGUCCGGAUAGUGACGACUUCCGUUGCAGUUCAGGUGCGUGUGUGUGGAUUGGCUAUUGGUGCAACGGAAGAAUAGACUGUAUUGAUGGAAGUGACGAGACUGAUUGUCAAAGUUUCACGUGUCCUGAGAAUCGGCCUUUUCAAUGUGGAUCAGGGGAAUGUUUGUAUGAAUUUGAUGUUUGUGAUGGACGGAUUGACUGCAAAGAUGGAAGUGAUGAAAUCAACUGCAAGGACCAAGAAUGUUAUGGUGAUGGUAUUAGCUGUGGGUCUGGUGAAUGCAUUUACAGGUGGAGCCAAUGUGAUGGAUAUCCAGACUGUCGAGACGGCAAUGACGAAGCCAGUUGCGAUGAAUUCACGUGUCCUGCAAUUCGCCCAUUCCACUGCGGCUCAGGGGAGUGCCGACGUCCCUACCAUCGGUGUGACGGCUUUAUGCAGUGUGCUGACGGAAUUGACGAAGUUAACUGCGGCAACUUCACGUGCCCAGAUAAUCGGCCCUUCAAAUGUGCUUCGGGAAUCUGCAUCACCAUCUACCAAGUAUGCAACGGACUUGAUGACUGCGGAGACGGAAGCGAUGAAGUCGACUGUCAGGAUUUCAAGUGUCCUCCUGAGACAGCCUUCCAAUGCCCAGAGGGCAAUUGCAUUCCUGUCCGUUUUGUGUGUGAUGGGGACCGGAACUGCCUUGGAGGCGGUGAUGAAGAAGACUGUGAGAACUACGAGGUGCAAUGUCCAAAAAGGUUUAAGUGCGAAGCUGAUAACAAAUGCCUAAGGUUGCCAUGGGUAUGUGAUGGCUUUGAAGACUGUAGUGAUGGAUCAGAUGAGGAAAAUUACCGGGUCAAGUUCUCAAAUACUUUGGUCGUUCAAUCACGCCGAGUGUUCCAAAUGUCUCUGGUGCCUGCCACUAGUUUGUGUACUGUAGAUGUGUCGCCAUCACUACGUAAAGAUAUUUGGGUUGCUUACUCUCAGAUGAGGGCAGGUGAUGUGAGGGUUAGCACCAACCUGCUACUUGAGAAUCUUAAGAGUGCGUGGGGACGUUAUCCUUUGCCUUCUUGUCGUUGUCUUGGUCCACAACUAGCCCAAAGAUUUGACCUUGUAAACAUGGUGAAAUGUGUUGUAUACUUCCAGGGUAGAGAAGGAAAUGAACCUGAUGCUGGUGGAUUUGCAAGCACCCAGUCUUCGCUUCUCCUAACAGCCCAGAAGAAUGGAGGAGGUGGAUCAUUUCCCUCAAACGCCAUGACACAGGAUGGUACCCAGUCCAGACCUUCGGGAAAACAACAGCAGCGUGAUAUUUUGAAAUCUGAUGCUGUUCCUUUGAUCUUCAACUGCCACCCAGACCUUGGCCCUUGCAACAUGGAGUAUUGUAUAAAACCUUUAAAUCCAAUUGCAUACAAACGUAUGUUUAUUUUGUCAAAUAACGUAAUACUUCCAUCUGCAAUUUUGACAACAAAAUUGACCCGAGUAGCAUUUUCUAACAAAGUCAUGCUUGUAGAUUGGUGGGGAAGUUCUGAGGGCAACGAAAAUUUUGAGGCACCGGGUUACAGCACCAGAGGCGCAUACCCAUUUCCUAACACCAGCUGCCCUGACAAGACGUCGCUCAGUGGAGCGGACGCCGAGUGUCGGUCCGUCUGCAGCAGAGACUUUCACUGUCCCGUCCUCCAGUACUGCUGUCUCAACACUUGUGAUCGCAGGUGUGUCACGCCGGAAUUGCUAGAUACAGGAGACGACUGUGGUUGCUCAGUAUCAUUUCUACCGAUGAAACAGGCAAAUGAUCUCUCUCCUGAUUUUGUUAAAAUAAACGCAAGAAUUGUCAACUUUAUGUGGCUCUCUGUGAAAGACAGUUUCUCUCCGUCAAUGGAAGUCCACCUGCUUGAUACCAACUUUAGAACCACCGGAAUAGGACAGGUCGACAAUCUCUGCCAGCUAGAACACAUUUUGGAUUUCGAAUUCCGUAGCAAAACAUUGGAUUUGUUCAAAAAGCCUCACAGAAAGCUAUUUGUGAUCGGCGACAAUGUCGACUUCUUCACAAGAGUUACUGAAGCGGGCGCAUUGGGCGAGAUAUUCGAGUCGGUGUGCGCGGUGGCGGUUGGGAACGUGACGCUCAGCGACAGCCUGCUCAGCCAGUUCGCAUCCACUGCCAGUCCAGGAGAACCUUGUGUAUGGCGGGUGGACUCUUACGACCAACUGGGCGACCUCCAGCCGGAGGUGGAGGCCGUAAUCGACGAUGGAAACUGUCUUUGUCCUGGCGACACGAAGGGGCAGGGUGCAUGCGCAGGGCCCGGCGAGAGCUGCGUGCUCGACGAGGACUGCGGUCUGAAGGGCGACUGCGUCGGCGGCGUCUGCAGGGAGCGACCUUGCCACGUCCCAGAUUCCUACGACCCAAACAGCGACAUUAAUUACGAUUAUUAUGUAGAAGAUUAUUAUUAUUAUUAUGUAGAUUUCUACAACUAUUUGGAUGAAUUUGGUGCUGGACUUCACAUUACAUACGAUUACUUCUAUGACGGCAGCGAUACAAGUAUACGGAAGCAACUGGAAAGAUCUUCGAAUAUCUUGUCUCAAGAGGAAAAAUCGACAAUUGCUGUUAGAGAUGUUUUUACACCAAUAGAAGGCUGCUGUGGCAACGGAAGAUUGACGUGCAGCGGAGUCCCAGCGGUGUGUGUUUCCCCGGAUUCUGUUUGCGACGGAACUGUUGACUGCAUCAACGGGGACGAUGAGACGCCGGAGGCCUGCGAGAAGCGUGUGUGUGGCGAGGGAAGGUUCCAGUGCUCCAGCGGAGAAUGUGUGUCGAGGCGGAAGGUGUGUGACGGCGAGGUCGACUGUCCUGACGGAUCCGACGAAUUCUGUCGCAACUUCACCGACUGCCCCGCGCCUCGGUCGCACUACUGCUCGUCCGGGGAGUGCAUCGGCCUCCACCGGAUAUGCGACGGAGAGCUAGACUGCUUGAGUGGAGAGGAUGAGAUUCCCUGUCAAUGUUUAAGUUUCAAAUGCUUGUCAGGAGAAUGUAUAAGUGCGUUUGAUGAGUGUGACGGUACUCAGACCUGCAAAGACGGUUCAGACGAGCACUGUGUUCCGCCCAGUGGAGAUCCAUGCCCACCGUCUCGUUCAUUUCCCUGUAAUGAUGGCAGAUGCAUUUUUACUUCCAGUUUGUGUGAUGGUUUUGAGCAGUGUGCCGAUGGCUCUGAUGAAGAUCCCGAAGUCUGCGCAACGUCAGGUUGUUCGAGGUGUGAUUCUGGGGAAUGCGUAGAUCCCGAUUUGUAUUGUGAUGGAGUGGAUGAUUGCGAAGAUGGGUCAGAUGAAAACGACUGCCAGUCCUUUGAAUGCCCCGGAGGAAGCUUUCAUUGCACUUCUGGUGAGUGCUUAGUUGCGGACGUGGUCUGUAAUGGCCGAGAAGACUGUCGAGACGGAAGUGACGAAGCCUCUUGCACAUCUGCCUCCUGCCCCGCGUCGAGGCCACUUUUUUGUUCGUCAGGAGAAUGCAUAUCUUACGGGCAAGCGUGUGAUGGAAAUUUCGACUGCAAGGACCGCAGUGAUGAGAGUAGGUGCCCAGAUAUUCAAUGUCCUCCUCACAGAGAGUUCAGGUGCGCAACUGGGCAAUGUUUAGACUUUUAUUCCGAUCCUCAGUGCGAUGGCACCGAGUCGUGCGUUGACGGCAGUGACGAAGCGAGUUGUGACUCUUUCGAGUGUCCCGACGGUCGACCCUACAAAUGUGAUUCAGGGGAAUGUUUGUUUGGUAAUGGUGUUGAAUGUGACGACUACAGAAACUGUAAAGAUGGAAGUGAUGAGAAUAAUUGCGAUAUAACUGGUCCCUGUCCGGAUAGUGACGACUUCCGUUGCAGUUCAGGUGAGUGUGUGUGGAAUGGAUUUUGGUGCGACGGAAGAAUAGACUGUGUUGAUGGUAGUGACGAGACCGAUUGUCAAAGUUUCACGUGUCCUGAGAAUCGGCCUUUUCAAUGUGGAUCAGGGGAAUGUUUGUAUGAAUAUGAUGUUUGUGAUGGACGGAUUGACUGCAAAGAUGGAAGUGAUGAAAAUAACUGCAAGGACCAAACAUGCUAUGGUGGUCGCAUCAGCUGUAUGUUUGGUGAGUGUAUCUAUAACUGGAGCCGAUGUGAUGGAUAUCCAGACUGUCGAGACGGCAAUGACGAAGCCAGUUGCGAUGAAUUCACGUGUCCUGCAAUUCGCCCAUUCCACUGCGGCUCAGGGGAGUGCCGACGUCCCUACCAUCGGUGUGACGGCUUCGUGCAGUGUGCUGACGGAAUUGACGAAGUUAACUGCGCCAACUUCACGUGCCCAGAUAAUCGGCCCUUCAAAUGUGCUUCGGGAAUCUGCAUCACCAUCUACCAAGUAUGCAACGGACUUGAUGACUGCGGAGACGGAAGCGAUGAAGUCGACUGUCAGGAUUUCAAGUGUCCUCCUGAGACAGCCUUCCAAUGCCCAGAGGGCAAUUGCAUUCCUGUCCGUUUUGUGUGUGAUGGGGACCGGAACUGCCUUGGAGGCGGUGAUGAAGAAGACUGUGAGAACUACGAGGUGCAAUGUCCAAAAAGGUUUAAGUGCGAAGCUGAUAACAAAUGCCUAAGGUUGUCAUGGGUAUGUAAUGGCUUUGAAGACUGUAGUGAUGGAUCAGAUGAGAAAAAUUGCGACUGAGUAGUCAUCUGUCUCGCAUUAUUUGGUUUGGUAUUCUUUAUAUUGGAAUGUGCAUGCAUACACUUCACACCGAGUCAACCCGAAAUGACUUUCCAGAUGCACACGAAUAUUUGAAAAAAAAAGUUUUACCGUUCAACCGUUAACCUAUUAUACAUUGAAUUAAGCAGUAUUUGUAAUGCUUUGUUUUAUAAGUAAAUGGCUACAGAAAUUAUUAUAGAUUUGUAACAUGUCAUAAGUAUUAAUAUACAACAAAUAAAAAUACCCCGUUUUGGCUUAAACUUUCACUCAGUAAACGAAGUGUAUUUUUUUCAUUUCACAACUAGGUGGAAACCCUUUGUUGCUUUAUGAUUAUUAUUGUACUGGAAUAUAGUUUUCCAAUAAUAAUGGUGAUGGAAAUAAA
Messenger RNA from Penaeus chinensis, 8127 nucleotides. Its product is annotated as low-density lipoprotein receptor-related protein 1B-like. Gene Ontology annotation, cellular component: plasma membrane; extracellular region. Lineage: Eukaryota; Metazoa; Arthropoda; Malacostraca; Decapoda; Penaeidae. The coding region runs from base 1041 to 7727 and encodes 2228 amino acids. Gene Ontology annotation, molecular function: peptidase inhibitor activity; protein binding. The transcript is spliced from 22 exons. The record is from RefSeq and is a predicted model, not a curated record.